Procambarus clarkii (red swamp crayfish) is the source of this 876-nucleotide messenger RNA. NCBI's taxonomy places the organism in Eukaryota, Metazoa, Arthropoda, Malacostraca, Decapoda, Cambaridae. The record is from RefSeq and is a predicted model, not a curated record.
AUGCUACCCCUUGUACCAGCCAUGCAACAUGCUACCCCUGUACCAGCCAUGCAACAUACUACCCCUGUACCAGCCAUGCAACAUACUACCCCUGUACCAGCCAUGCAACAUACUACCCUUGUACCAGCCAUGCAACAUACUACCCCUGUACCAGCCAUGCAACAUACUACCCCUGUACCAGCCAUGCAACAUACUACCCCUGUACCAGCCAUGCAACAUGCUACCCCUGUACCAGCCAUGCAACAUGCUACCCCUGUACCAGCCAUGCAACAUGCUACCCCUGUACCAGCCAUGCAACAUGCUACCCCUGUACCAGCCAUGCAACAUGCUACCCCUGUACCAGCCAUGCAACAUGCUACCCCUGUACCAGCCAUGCAACAUGCUACCCCUGUACCAGCCAUGCAACAUGCUACCCCUGUACCAGCCAUGCAACAUGCUACCCCUGUACCAGCCAUGCAACAUACUACCCCUGUACCAGCCAUGCAACAUACUACCCCUGUACCAGCCAUGCAACAUGCUACCCCUGUACCAGCCAUGCAACAUGCUACCCCUGUACCAGCCAUGCAACAUGCUACCCCUGUACCAGCCAUGCAACAUGCUACCCCUGUACCAGCCAUGCAACAUGCUACCCCUGUACCAGCCAUGCAACAUGCUACCCCUGUACCAGCCAUGCAACAUGCUACCCCUGUACCAGCCAUGCAACAUGCUACCCCUGUACCAGCCAUGCAACAUGCUACCCCUGUACCAGCCAUGCAACAUGCUACCCCUGUACCAGCCAUGCAACAUGCUACCCCUGUACCAGCCAUGCAACAUGCUAACACGAUCACACAUGUUGCAUCUCAGGGAACACAGGCGAAACACAGCAUAAUAUCAUGA